Messenger RNA from Mytilus californianus (California mussel), 2300 nucleotides. RefSeq names its product HSPB1-associated protein 1 homolog. The transcript is spliced from 8 exons. Gene Ontology annotation, molecular function: 2-oxoglutarate-dependent dioxygenase activity. The record is from RefSeq and is a predicted model, not a curated record. The coding region runs from base 674 to 2284 and encodes 536 amino acids. Lineage: Eukaryota; Metazoa; Mollusca; Bivalvia; Mytilida; Mytilidae.
UUUGUGGUUUCUCUUUCGCUUUGAAUUUUUGAGAUUUUUAAUCAUGUUGACUUAUAGAAACCCCUUUGACGUUUAAUACAAAACCUCAAAGAUGUGGAACUCAAAUCUGAUGGAAUUGUAAGUAUAAUUUUUUAUAUCACUACACAUGCUUCAUACUAACAACCUAUGAACUAAACUGUUAAAAUUACCAGUUGAUCAUUUAGUAGAGAUAAAUUCAAACUGCAAUUUUGGUAAAAUAUUUUAGCAAUUGGUAUUGUCAUGAUUGUGAAAGGCAAUUCAGACUUAAUUUCUGGUCUUACAGUCUAAAAAUUUCUAAAAUUGAUUUAAAAGUUUGGCUGCUUAACCUUUGUGCAUUGAGUGUACCUGAUGAUGUUUAUUCAAGAAAAAUCUGUCAUUUUCAUUGAAAUUAUCAUGAAAUGUUAUCAUACAUGUUUAUAAUCUGUUAUGAUAUAUGUUUAUAAUCAUUAAGAAGGUGAAUGAAAAUCAGGAUAAGUUCAGCACCUUUGAGGAUCUUAUAGUACUGAAAAAUCUAAUAUUACAAUAUUUGCAUAAAAAUUAUGUACCUGUGUCUUUUUUUGUGUUUUAUAUAAAUAUAUGCAUGAUAUGUAUAUAUUUUAUACAGUGCAGAUAACUAUUUUUAUGGUUUUCAUAGAUAAUCUCACAAUUUGUUACCAUGACAAAUUUAGAAGCCUUGAUUUUAUCCAAGAAAUGCCCACCCAUUAUGUUGAAAAACAAGAUUUCUGACUGGCCAGCAAGAAAGUGGACACCGAAUUAUUUAGCCAGUGAAUUGACAAAUCAAAGAUACAAAUGUAAAAUUGCUCCAAAGGAUGAUAAUGUUUUGUGGGAAACAGAAUGUGUCCAUGAGGAGAUAACUCUACAGCAGUUUGCAGAAUGGAAUUUGGGAAAGCCAGAUGAAAAUAACCCUUUGCUUCCUUACAAUAGAUCAGAUGUCACCUGUUACAUAGACUACAAAUAUAUGAAAGAUUUGUUUAUUGAGAAAACAGAUCACCUGAAAGCAGUGGAUUGGAGUGUUUUGGGGUUAGAAAGCAGAGAUGGAAAUGACAGUACUAUUUGGAUUGGAAGUGAAGGCUGUUACACUAAUUGUCAUUAUGAUACAUAUGGUUUUAAUUUGGUAGCUCAGAUUUAUGGUAGGAAGAGAUGGACUUUAUUUCCACCUUCAGAUACCAAAUAUAUGUAUCCAACAAGGAUCCCUUAUGAGGAGUCUAGUGUUUUUAGUCAGGUCAAUGUGAAAAAGCCAGAUACCACUACUUUCCAUCUUUUCAAGAAUUCUCAUCCUCAUGUGGUAAUUUUAGAACCAGGAGAUGUUUUAUAUGUACCUAGACAUUGGUGGCACUUUGUUGAGAGUUUAGAAACAUCUAUCAGUAUAAAUACAUGGGUAGAAAUGGUAUGUUCAUAUAGUGUGAAUUGGGAGGAAGACAAAGAUAGCCAUGUGACUGAAGCUUUAUCAAGAGUAUUGUUUGGGUGUAUGAUGGACAUUAAAAUAGGGUCAGUUGGGUCAACCACUGAUUGGAUUAAUCCAGGAGAGGAAGUCCAAUGCCAUGAUGUUAACUUCAGAUAUCUUCAGCAAGCUGUUGAUUCAUAUAAGAAAGCAGGAAAUAAAAAGAAUCUUUAUAGCAAUUUAACUAAAUUUGCAUCUCAGAUAGGAAAGUAUUUUGAUUUAAAAAUUGCAACCAACAAAGCUGCAGCUAUUCCUGGCAGGAACCAGUUAAUUUUUCAGGAUGUUGUUGACAGUGGAAAUAAUCAAGCAACUGAGCAGAGUUUGAAAAGAAAAGUCAGUACCAGUCCUAGAGAUGAGUGUAAAAAACAAAGGAAAGAUCUUGAAACUGAAAAUUUGAAUGCUGAUAUGGAAAGUUACCAUGAAUGCCUUCACCACAAUACCUUAUCAUUUGAUUCUGAUUUUAGGCUUCUUGAACCAAUGUCAUAUGAUUUGUAUGUAAAGGAGGUCAUUUGCAGUUAUCAUACCGAACAAGAGACAAAGUAUGAUUCAGACAUUGAUCUACCACCAUUCAUGAAAAAAACAUCGCAAGAAUUAUUGCAGAGUUGUAAGGAAUGUCAAUUAUUAUGUGACAGGACUGAAUUAGAAACUGCUCAACAGUGCCAAACAUGCAGCAUAAAAACAUCAGAUACAAUACAAUCUACGCAACAGAACUUUGACCGUGAUGACAAUUUAACAGUUGAACAUUUUGCUAAAAUCUUAUUACAUCCUGAUGUUAUUAAUAAGGUUAAGGAGUUAAUUACAGAACCCUUUGACAUGCUAAGAUAAUAAAUACUUAUAAAGA